AUGGGAGUCAGGUUCAGAUUACUGCCCCAGUUUGUGUCCAGAACGGCGCAGAUACCUGGCGGUUCCCAGACGUUUUGGUGCAUGUCCUUUAAUAAACUGGGCCUAUUUCAGUGGACAGAGUAUAAGAAAAUCGUGUAUCUAGAUGCGGAUAUGAUAUUUUUGAAGAAUGUCGACUACUUGUUGUACUACCCGAUGUUUACAGGGUCUAUGACACAGUGCUGCGACCGGCACGAGAACAUGAAGCCCAGCGGUGGUCUGUGGAUUAUAGAGCCAUCAUACAACCUAUACGAUUUGGCCAGGGUAUUCACCAAUGAGCACGACAUGAGCCAUGACGACGGGUACAACACGGGCUCAUCCGAAUGGAAGUUCAGUGACAUGCAGGUGAUAAGCAUGAUGUUUGGCAAGGGCAGGAAGGUGGACAGUCAGGCAGCACGCUCGUUGGUAUUCCCAGAGAGUGCCGAUUCGCGGCAGAAUAUACGAGCCCUCUUAGCGCUGUGGAGCGACGAGAGAGAAAAACGCGUGUCCAACUGGAGACCUCUAGACAAUGAUUUAGCGCUCGCAGGCCCGUGGGAUCUGACUACCAUGCCGCUGGAUGUGGAUGAGGAGUACUGGUACAGGGCCAGCACACACGACCGCAACCACUUUGACGAUAUCGCCGAUAGACUGCAGAUGCCGCAGGAGCGAGGGCGUGUGUGGCAUGCACUCAAUGAGUCGUACGACUGGGUGGCCAUGCAGUGUGCCUGCAUACCCUCACACGAUCGGGGUCAUGACUGGUUUAUCAGCGUACACCUGACAUGUCUUACGUUUAACAAACCGGGACAGUUCAGGACGCUGCCCGAGUUACGCUAUGCGGUAGCGGGAAACGAGACCAAAAUUCCCGAGUGUAUGAAGUAUUACCUGAAUAUGUGGCUGGACCUGUAUGAGCAGGGCAUGGGUAACUUGAAAAGGACCAUUUGGUGGCAGGAGGAAGACCCGGAGACUACCUACAAGGGCCCGUGGGAUUAGCUGGAUUUUGCACAACAACAGUGCAGCACUGUUGUAGUAUCAGUAUUCGAAUAUAGCAGAACGUCAGAACCACGCGGUUCAUUCAGGACAAGAUUGCAUUCGAUUUUGAAGUACGGUACUCAAAAAUAUAUAGUAUUUAGUAUAUGAAUACAUGUG
Sphaeroforma arctica JP610 is the source of this 1161-nucleotide messenger RNA. RefSeq lists its product as hypothetical. Bases 1 to 1005 code for a protein of 334 amino acids. Gene Ontology annotation, molecular function: glycosyltransferase activity. NCBI's taxonomy places the organism in Eukaryota, Ichthyosporea, Ichthyophonida. The record is from RefSeq and is a predicted model, not a curated record. The transcript has a single exon.